Molecule: messenger RNA, 3678 nt
Organism: Durio zibethinus
Lineage: Eukaryota; Viridiplantae; Streptophyta; Magnoliopsida; Malvales; Malvaceae
Source: RefSeq, a predicted model, not a curated record
CCGAUAAAAUUGGAACAAUACAGAGAAGAUUAGCAUGGCCCCUGCGCAAGGAUGACACGCAUAAAUCGAGAAAUGGUCCAAAUUUUUUGUCAAAUGUUUUCAAACUUUGUCCCUGAAUUUUUGCAGUUUUACAGGUUUGUUUACAUCUCUUUCUCGUUCUCUUUGCAUUUUUAUGCUUGGUCUGAUGUUCAGCUUCAUGGGUUUUUCUAACUUCAGAUUGCAAUUUAGAUCUGUUUUCAAACUUUUUCCCUGAAUUUUUACAGGUCUGCUUCCUUCUCUUUCUCUGUUUUCUUUGUGUUUAAUAUUAUCUUCAUGGGUUGUGCUCAUUCCCUGAAUUUUUGCAGGUCUGCUUCCCUCUCUUUCUCUGUUUUCUUUGUAUUUUUAUACUUAGUUUAAUGUUCAUCUUCAUGGGUUGGGCUUAGUUUGAUGUUAAUAGUCAUGGGUUUUGCUCAUUUCAGCUUUUUUCUGAUAUUUUUCCCUGAAAUUUUACAAGUUUUACAGGUUGGUGUCCAUCUAUUUCUCGUUCUCUUCUCUUUUUUAUGCUUGGUCUGAUGUUCAGCUUCAUGGGGUUUUUUAACUUCAGAUUGCAGUUUAGAGUUUUCGUCUGGGUUUCCUCUGUUUUACUCUCUUGAACAGUGAUACCUGAAUACCUAUUAUUUAGAAUUGAGCUAGUUUUUGCUGUCAGAGUUUGCUGAAUUAGCUUCUGCUUUUUCCAUUGUAGUUCCAUAUAACCAUAGAACUUUGAUAUUUGGUACUUGGUAGUAAAGAUUAACCACUUGUAUUUAUGUUUAAAGGAGCGUUUCAUUUUCAGAGUUAAAAUUUGUUCAUAGGGGAUAUCUUUAUAAUUGGGUUGUGAAUCAUUGAUCAAAUAAUUUCUCUUGAAAAUCAUGGUUGGCUAAUGAGAGAUUAGAAAAUUUUGGUUUUGAAAAAGAACAAGAGAUCUUUUUUAUGAUUAAACUCUAAGGUGCUUGCUAUAUGCUUACUGCAAAAUAUGUGCUUGAUGAAUGCUGAAUAUUCAGGCUUUUGUGUAGAAAUUGACGCAUGUUUUAUAUCUCUUUUCACUUUGUAGUCUAACCCUUUGAUCUUUCUUUCUUUUCAAUAAAGCUGUGUAUUUGGACAAUGUGAUCUUGACUAAAAUUUCUAUACAUAGUGCUAAAGUGCUGAUCUUCUGUUUACCAGAAUUUAAUUACUAAAUGCUCUAGGGUGAAUUGGAAGUUGGUACCAUUGAAGAAUGAAUUUGAAUAGAAAGGACCUGAAAGAAGAUUGUAAUUGAGAUAUUUCUGUUAUGGUAGAACAUCUUCCUUUUUUAAUGGAACUCCCAUGGAAGCUACAGCAUGUUGAGAUUUUGCAUGAACCAAUUUGUACUGGGAAGGAAAAGGGUUUCCCAUCCUUGAAUCAAAUUUUGCUUUGGAAGAGGUUCAUAUGACCAAAAUUUCAAGUAUUUGUCUUUCCAAUUGGAAAUUCUAAUGUUUGUCAUUUGUCACUUUGAAUCCAUCUUUGCCAGAGAAUUUUCCUUUCUUUUACCCAUUUGGGAUGAAAAUUUUCAAUGUAAUCUCAUCUUUUAUAAACCUCACCUUGACUUUGAGGAAUGCUCAUUGCCAUUGGAAAGAUUUUGUAUGAACAAAAUACAUGAAUUUGUAAGUGUGGGCAUUUGUGGGAAUGAUUGGCAAUUGGCAUCCAUAUUAGAAUGAAAUGAAACCAUUUACCAUUUCUAAUGCGCUAUGAUUUUGACAGUUUGAGCAAAAAUCAAAGAGAUGCCUUCAAUCUACUUAUUCAAAACAAAUAUCGAGUUCAUCAAUUAAGCAAAUUUAUGGCAUUAGGAGCCUUAUUUCAUGUUUUUUAAUCGACAACAAUAAUACUAAGAAAAUCACAAAACCAAAAGCCAUAGAUUGAUCUUACUUACACGAAAGAACUUGGUAAAGAGAUGACAAUAAUGCUUGGAAGAUACAGCAUUUACGGCCCCAAUUGUUGCUACAUAGGACAAAAUCAAGCUAUUAAAGAGAAGGUAAACAAAAACAGAAGACAGAAGCCACCCUCUCUGUUUCUCGGGAAACAAACAAAAAGAAAAAAAAAAAAAAACAGAGUACAGCUGGCCCAUAAAGUGUGACCAUCAAAAUAUACACGACUUGAAAAGCAGCCACGUGUCAUCCUUGAUAUCUUGGUCAUUUCUAGCAAUGCCACUUGGCUGUAAUAAUCGUACCAGUGCCACCCUUUUUUUAUGUUUUUUGCCGUACAAAAAAUGUGGCUUCUAUGCCUGUUGCCUCUGGGAGCUGCAUUUGGUUGCACAAAAACAAAAACCUGAACUUUGAAGAGGUUAAAUCCUUCUAAUUCUACAGAAGCAAAAAGAAGAAGAAAGAAGAGGCACUUUAAUCUUCAAUUGAAAUGGAGAGACAUAACUAUGAGGAGGAGCUAAAGAAAGAGCGUAGGCUUGUUGGGAAUCUCAUACAUGAGAUUGAUUACAAAAAUCAGCAGUUGUCUGAAAUGGAACAUAAAUAUAAUGACACAACAGCAACUCUUCGAGGUCUUGUCGAUGGCCUACUAGCAAAAAUUAACUCCCAGGACAGUUGUUUAAGGGAUUGGGAGCUUAGAUAUAACACAACUGUAAGACAGCUGAUGGAUGAGAACACUGUGUUGCGUGAUGAAUUUGUUGAAGAAAUUAGAAAGGUGAAGUCUGAAAAUGUUAAGCUGAAGUGUGAACUUAGCUGGCAAACUGAGGAAACGGAAGAGUGUAAAUCCCAUAAUGAUCGGGAACGAAGAAGGUUGUUGAUUGAAAUGGAAGUGCUGAAAGAGAAUUUGCCAUGUCAAAAUGUUGUUGAAGUCGACAAAACUUCAAGUGCUCAGCUGAAAGAGAAUUUGCCUUGUCAAAAUGUUGUUGAAGUUGAAAAGAUUUCAAGUUCUCAGAUUGCUGCUCUAAGGAAAGAGUUGGAGGAAAAAUCAGAGGCAUUGCAAGAUCUAGAAAGCCGUUACAAUUAUCUAGCAGUGAAACACAACUUAACUAAUCAAGAGCUCCAAGAUGCUCGUAAAGAAUCGAUAAAUGGUUUGAAAGAUAUGUUGAAUAGCAGAACUACUCUUGGAGUCAAAAGAAUGGGAGAGAUUAAUCAAAAAGCUUUUGAGUUUGCUUGCUCACUGAAGUUCCCUAAUGAAGAUUGGCAGGAAAUAUGUGCUAAAGUAUGUUCAUCAUGGGAACAGAAUGUGCAGGAUCCAAAAUGGCACCCAUUGAAGAGGAUCCUUUUCAAAGGCAACUUGCAGGAAGUGGUAGAUGAAGACGACGAGAAGCUGAAAGAGUUGAGAAAUGAAUAUGGUGAGGUUGCAUUUGAGGCUGUCAGCACUGCACUGAUGGAAAUGAAUGAAUAUAAUGCAAGUGGAAGAUAUGCAGUCCCUGAGAUAUGGAACUUAAAGGAGGGAAGGAGAGCCACCAUGAAAGAAGUAAUUCAGUACAUAAUCAAGCAACUGAAGACUCAUAAACGUAAAAGAAAGUGUACCUAGUAACUUAACAGCAGCUAUUUCAUUAAAUAAAUACCACAUAUUUAUUGCAAUGUGGCUAUCAAACAGAUCAUUCAUGCCAGAAAAACAAGUUUCUUGUGUUCCCUUUUGUCAACUGCCUUCAUGGGGUUGCUAUUUCAUAACAGCAUAAGAUUUUGGAUGUUGUCUCAUCUCUGGUCAGGUGUUCAAGUUCUU